Nyctereutes procyonoides (raccoon dog) is the source of this 349-nucleotide messenger RNA. Its product is annotated as 28S ribosomal protein S16, mitochondrial-like. The transcript has a single exon. NCBI's taxonomy places the organism in Eukaryota, Metazoa, Chordata, Mammalia, Carnivora, Canidae. Gene Ontology annotation, molecular function: structural constituent of ribosome. Gene Ontology annotation, cellular component: mitochondrial small ribosomal subunit; ribosome. The record is from RefSeq and is a predicted model, not a curated record. Bases 10 to 333 code for a protein of 107 amino acids. Gene Ontology annotation, biological process: mitochondrial translation.
GGCUGCACCAUGGUCCAGCUCACUCCUGUCCUGCGCAAGGCCUACCACGGGGGCCACUUAACCAUCCGCCUUGCCCUGAGCGGCUGUACCAACCGGCCUUUCUACCGCAUUGUGGCUGCUCACAACAAGUGCCCCUGGGAUGGCCGUUUCGUGGAGCAGCUGGGCUCUUAUAAUCCACUGCCCAACAGUCACGGGGAGAAAAUCAUUGCUCUCAACCUAGAGCGGAUCUGGCAUUGGAUUGGCUGUGGGGCCCACCUCUCUAAGCCUGUGGAGAGGCUUCUGGGUCUUUCUGGUUUUUUUCCCUCUGCAUCCCAUGAUGAUCACAAAUGCUGAGAGGCUGUGAAGGAAC